Molecule: messenger RNA, 969 nt
Organism: Acaromyces ingoldii
Lineage: Eukaryota; Fungi; Basidiomycota; Exobasidiomycetes; Exobasidiales; Cryptobasidiaceae
Exons: 2
Coding region: 1-969 (322 amino acids)
Biological process (GO): tubulin complex assembly; post-chaperonin tubulin folding pathway
Cellular component (GO): cytoplasm
Molecular function (GO): tubulin binding
Source: RefSeq, a predicted model, not a curated record
AUGGCGUCGACGUCUUCGUUGGGCGCUUCGGGAUCCACAAAUGCAGCGCAAGCCCAACAGUUCUACUCUCAAUUCAACGAGCAGCUCCAAGAUCUCAGGAGGCGAAUCGAGGAAUCGACAAGCCCAGAUGAGCUCCAGCAUAUCGGAUCAGACCUGGCACAGGCUCGGGCCUCAUUGACGGAGAGCACCUCCAUCUUGCCGAGCUACGAUCGGCAACUGCACGAGACGAACCUCAAACACAUCAACGAUAGGCUCGACGCCAAACGGGGGACCCUGCUUCCGAAAAAGGGAUUCGCUUUUCAGCGUAAGGCGAAACCGGCGGCCUCAAAAGCCGCGCUGGCCACGCCCUCACCGGCAGCACCGCCUGUCAACACGAACAACAGUGCUUCUUCAGCUAUCACACCGUUUCUCUCGCUCACUGAUCGAUCGAAAGAGCUCCUUACGAUUGCAUCGCUCGAGACGCACCACACCCGAAGCGAUCUGCACCUUCUAAACCUCUCAUACUGCACCGUUGACCUUCGGAGUCCAUCCUCGCUCGUCCUGCAGGCCGUUCAGGUGAGGAAUCUCGAUCACUGCAUAGUGCAAUUGGGCAAUGUCGAUGGCAGCGUCAUGGUCCACGACUGCACUUCAUGCCUCUUCGUCUUAGGUUGUCGGCAGUUCCGCAUCCACACGUCUACGAAAGUGUCCGUCGCCAUUCAUACAUCGUCCAUUGCGACAAUGGAGCAUUGCAGUUCGCUCACAUUCACCGUCAUCACGGCCUCUUCUCUCGAGUCGGCGUCAACGACGCUCGAAGAAGAAGCGUCGAGCAAGCUGCGUGUCCAAGACUUCGAUCACAUCAAUGAAUCGGAGCCUUCGCAGAACUGGACCUCUACGGACAGGGUGCAAAGUCCCAAUCUGUUUGCAGCUCCAACCUUGCCUCACCCAGCAGGUCUCGAACUUCUCUUUAAUGCUCAGCAGCAGCAAAUGUAG